Molecule: messenger RNA, 1738 nt
Organism: Stylophora pistillata
Lineage: Eukaryota; Metazoa; Cnidaria; Anthozoa; Scleractinia; Pocilloporidae
Product: hsp70/Hsp90 co-chaperone CNS1 homolog
Biological process (GO): protein folding
Cellular component (GO): cytosol; nucleus
Molecular function (GO): Hsp90 protein binding; Hsp70 protein binding
Source: RefSeq, a predicted model, not a curated record
AAUUUCUUCGUUUAGUAUACAACAUGGCAGACAAUAAAGGCCCAUCGACUAGGAAGACAGCCGCUGAACUCGACGAGGAAAUCGACGAAUUCAUGAAAGAGAGAUCUAGUGGUAAAAAGCGUGAGAUUUCAUUUAAAGAAGAAAACUGGGAAGAGCAAGAGCAGAAGCUUACAAAGAAGAUGGUAACUAUGAGUAUAACAGAAAAAAAUUCAAAGAAGCGAUUGCGGCAUAUACUGAGGCAAUCAAGGUGAAGUGUGAUGAUACUCAUCUCAAUGCCAUCCUCCACACAAACAGAGCAACAGCACACUUGUGUCUGGGAGCUACUGCUUGUGUGGAGCUUCAAAAUUUUGAGGAUGCUGUAAAAUGGUGCGAUGAUGGAUUAGCUGUAUCCUUUUACAUCUUUUCAUCACUUAAUAGCUGGUUUGAUAGCUGGACUAGUUAUCACAGACUGUUUGAAUACCUUAUAUAUUUGCAAGUAAAUAAAAUAAUUAUCUUUGACUUUGAUAAGAUUGAAGCUCAAAACCAAAGACUUUUGGAUUUACGAAACAAGGCUGUUGCGGAACAGAAAAAAGUGCUGAGAGAUCAACGAAAAGCAGUGUUAAAGGAAAAGAAAGAAAUGUCUGAAACAGAGGCUUUGAAAUCAGCAGUUAAGGCGCGAGGAGUCACUUUGGAAUAUGAGAAUGACUUGUCGAGGCCCAUGACCGAUGGAGGACUGGACCUCAAAGUCUCCAUAGACAGCAGUGGUGUACUUCACUGGCCGGUCAUGUUUGUUUAUCCCGAGUUUGAAGAGACUGACCUGAUAUCUUCAUUUAAUGAGAAUGACAGAAUGGCAGAUCACCUGUAUGCCAUGCUUGAGGAAGAAUCUCCUCCCUGGGACAAGGAUAGGAAAUACACUCUCGCAAAUAUCGAGGUUUAUUUUGAGGACUCGGCAAGAGAAAAGCUAUGUUUGGUGAAAAAUAGCAGCUUCCUUAAAGAUAUACUUUCGGACUCGAGGUUUGUGGUAAAACAGAGAACACCGGCAUUUAUUAUCCUAAGUAAAGAGUCUGCAUUCCGGACAACUUUCCUCCAGCGAUGUCAAGUUGAACGAUGACACGUGUAUUCGGUACAAGGUUGGGUCUAUGUGCGCUGUAUACCCCGAGAUAUUCCGAGGAGAUGCCGAAGGGUUUCCGAUUCAAGUUGUCGAGUAAAAGAUCAAUGCGGGGAUGUGAGAGCAUUCGGCACGUUAAUUGUCGUCUCGAAACAUUGUAUUGAAGUAUUCUUUGUGGGCUUGUUAAUCACACGUGACAAAUAUGGGCAGUAAGUAUACACAACGCAUUGUUUCAUACGAUAGGACAUUUAUUGUCUAAGGAUAGAUCUUAAAGACAGAACGGAGUUUUCUAAAGAACCUUACUUCAAGCUGGUGACCGAAAAUGUCAAUAUAUCAUUGUAAAAGAGAAGUGAGUAGUGAUUAACUCACUAAUAUUGUAAAUUUGAUUCAAUAUUUAUUACAAAAGAAAAGAGUUCGAAAUUUUCAGACAUAGAGUGAUAGGUGCACGCGAACCCGCUUUAUUUUGGUGGAAAAACGCAAAAUCUGUCAAUACUACUGGACGAGUUUUUGAAAAUAGUAAUGGCAAAUAAAAGAUAGGGACAUUGUUGCAGUAAUAAAAAUUUUGUGUCAGGAAAAGGCUCGAUUCUUUCCUUCGACAAUACCCAUGCACACGUAAUUGCUCAUAAGCUACACACUAAAACUUCACGAGGU